This is a messenger RNA of Neltuma alba, 1256 nucleotides long. RefSeq lists its product as uncharacterized. Lineage: Eukaryota; Viridiplantae; Streptophyta; Magnoliopsida; Fabales; Fabaceae. Bases 30 to 1211 code for a protein of 393 amino acids. The record is from RefSeq and is a predicted model, not a curated record. The transcript has 2 exons.
CUUAAUUAGCAUUACAGAUAUUCAAAGAUAUGGCUAAACUCAAAGUCAUAAUCUUGGCUACCUUCUUCAUCUUGCUCAUCACCAUGGAAGUGGCCAUUGCUGCUAGUGAAGGCGAGGGCAAUGGCAAAGGCAAGGGGGAGGAGAAUGGAAAAGGCAAAGGCAAAGAGGACGACAGUGGAAAAGGCAAGGGCAAAGAGGAGGACAAUGGAAAAGCCAAGGGGAAGAAGGACAAGGAGAAAGAAAAGGAAAAAGAGAAGAAGCCAAAGAAAUCAAAAGAUGAAGCAUCAAACUAUAAGAAGCUUUCGCCUCUGCCAUCAGGACAAGAACGAGCUUUCUGCCAGGCACAAGGAUCUUGUUAUUACAAGACCCUUACUUGUCCGGCCGAGUGCCCACAUAGAAAGCCUAAGAAGAACAAGAUGCAAAAGGGAUGCUUCAUUGACUGCAGCAGCAAAUGCGAAGCCACCUGCAAGUAUAGAAAAACCAACUGUGAUGGCUAUGGAUCUCUCUGCUACGACCCUCGAUUUGUUGGUGGCGACGGUGUCAUGUUCUACUUCCAUGGAGCCAAAGGUGGCGACUUUGCCAUCGUCUCUGACGACAAUCUCCAAAUCAAUGCCCAUUUCAUCGGAUCUAGACCCCAGGGAAGGACCCGUGACUUCACAUGGGUCCAAGCCAUUUCUGUCAUGUUCGACUCACACAAUCUCGUUCUGGCAGCGAACCGAGUAUCUAACUGGGACGAUAACGUCGACUCUUUGAUGGUACAGUGGGAUGGAGAAGCAGUGAGCAUUCCUACUGGUGAUGAUGCUGAAUGGAAGGCUAACAGUGAAGAGAGAGAAGUGGAAGUGGAAAGAACAGAUGAAGUCAAUAGUGUAAGAGUGAAGGUUUCAGGCUUGUUAGAGAUGGACAUUAAGGUGAGACCUAUUGGAGAAGAAGAAAACAGAGUGCACAAUUAUCAGUUGCCCGCAGGUGAUGCUUUUGCCCAUUUGGAGACACAAUUCAGAUUCAAAAACCUCACAGAUUUUGUUGAAGGAGUUUUGGGUAAGACUUACAGGCCAGACUACGUGAGCCCGGUGAAGAGAGGCGUUCCUAUGCCAAUGAUGGGCGGCGAGGACAAAUACAGAACUCCUUCUCUGUUUUCACCUUUCUGCAGAGUCUGCAGGUUCCAGAGAUCAUCUGGAUUUGCUUCUGAUGAAGGACUUCUCGCUCAAUACUGAAAAUCUUUUGAAGUUUAAAGAUGAAGAUAUAUUCUUUGCCAGGAA